AAAGAUGGGAUUUAGUGCGUGUAUUCCACUAAUAGUUUAUACUUGGAUCAAUAUUCUCUACCAUGCUUCAUGUUAUAAUCAGCUUGUAAGACCCGGAUAUACCAUGGCACAAAGUAGUUCUGCUGCUUUUGAAGGACACCCAAACAAGACAGUAGAUGGGGAUUUUAGACAAAGUUCAUACAUACACUGCAUGCAUACCGCUGUCGGACACACAGAGGCGUGGCUUAUGAUUAAUCUUAGGAAGGUCUACAAUAUCAAUUCUGUCAAGUUCUGGUAUAGAAAUGACUCCAGAAUACCAGGAUAUAAUACAAGAAGAAUAAAAAGGUUUAGUAUCCGCAUCUCGAACACAACCCACACUCAUCAUCAGAACAUUUGUUACCAGGAUGAUGGAAAUACAUUUCUGCCACCAAUUAUAGAGAAGGAAUGUAAAGGGGCAGCCCAGUACGUAUGGAUUUACACAAACAAAACGUUUAUUGAUGGAGCAUAUCUGGAAAUAUGUGAGGUGCAGGUAUACGGAUGUUCAUACCAGGACAGUGAUGGAAAUUGCUCUCUUUGCAACCAGUGUAAGAAUGACUGCAACAUAGCUGGAGAGUGUGAUGAAAUGGGUUGUAGAUUGGAUGGGUAUGUCCUUCCAAGUUGUAAAAAAUGCAAAAAUGGUAGAUAUGGUCAUGACUGUGAUUUUGUCUGUGGACAUUGUGCCAGUAAUGCAGUGUGUGAUCACGUGACAGGAUCCUGUCCUGAUAGAAAUUGUGCACCUGGAUGGGAAAACACAGAAGACUGGAAAUGUGAUAAAGCAUGUAAGGAAGGUAUGUACGGAAAGGAUUGUAGUCGUCCUUGCGGGUAUUGUCUAAACAACGCAACGUGUAACCACGUGAAUGGUUCCUGUCCUAAGGGGUACUGUGAAGUAGGAUGGAAACAUACACGUGAAAAAAGAUGUGAUCAAGAAUGUGAAUACGGUACCUUUGGAUACUACUGUGAAAGCGUGUGUAGUGGUCACUGUGCAGAAGGAUUUCCAUGCAACAAAGUCGACGGUAUUUGUCGAGAAGGUUGUGCAGAUGGAUGGAUAAAUCCUCACUGCAAUGAAAAAUGUAAUAUGGGGUUUUAUGGCAAAAAUUGCCAGGAAAAGUGUGGUCACUGUAGGGGUACUGAGACCUGUCAUCACAUCAAGGGAUCCUGUCCCGGAUUAUGUGAACCUGGAUAUCAGGGAGAAAAUUGCAAAAGAGAAUGUAAUAUGGGGUUUUAUGGUAAAAAUUGCCAGGAAAAGUGUGCUCACUGUAGGGGUGCUGAGACCUGUCAUCACAUCAAGGGAUCCUGUCCCGGAUUAUGUGAACCUGGAUAUCAGGGAGAAAAUUGCAAAAGAGCCUGCAAUCCCGGAUGGUAUGGCAGAGGAUGUCGGGACCGUUGCAGUCACUGUGGCGGUAAUGAGACUUGUCAUCAUGUCAACGGAUCCUGUCUUGGAUUAUGUCAGCCUGGGUAUCAGCAAGAGAAAUGCAACGAGCCCUGCAAUGCUGGUUGGUAUGGAAGAGAAUGUAAGGAACGAUGUGGGUACUGUAGAGGUAACAAACCGUGUCAUCACGUGACCGGAUCCUGUUUAGGAUUAUGUGAACCUGGAUACUCUGAAGAAAAAUGUGUGUUUUCACAACACCUCGCAAAUCAGGGGAAAAUAAUUAAAUUGAUAAGCGAAUUAGUUGCUUAUAAAAGACGCAAAGCUGAACUGAGAGAAAAUGGCACGUCUCCAACUGAUUUCAAAUAAGAGACAAAUUCUUCGAAACGGAAACCCUUGACUUAUACUUAUUCACAUGGAAAGGAUUAACCAUCUACUGUAAACCAACUAGUAUUUGUGACAUACUUUAUUUGCGAUUUUUCAGUUUUGUAUCCAUCCGCGACUGCUAAAUUUUGCGGUCGAGGAAACAUUCUACAUAGUCCAUAGGUGUAUAAUUGGUUCCUGAGAUAUCCGCAAGAAGUAGGUUGCAAAACUCGCGGAUAUUUCUCGCUCGCGAAUAAAAAGUGGUUUACAUUA
Saccostrea echinata is the source of this 2020-nucleotide messenger RNA. Its product is annotated as multiple epidermal growth factor-like domains protein 10. The transcript is spliced from 11 exons. The record is from RefSeq and is a predicted model, not a curated record. Bases 5 to 1753 code for a protein of 582 amino acids. Lineage: Eukaryota; Metazoa; Mollusca; Bivalvia; Ostreida; Ostreidae. Gene Ontology annotation, molecular function: scavenger receptor activity.